Messenger RNA from Phoenix dactylifera (date palm), 1480 nucleotides. RefSeq names its product WAT1-related protein At5g64700-like. Gene Ontology annotation, molecular function: transmembrane transporter activity. The record is from RefSeq and is a predicted model, not a curated record. Gene Ontology annotation, cellular component: membrane. Lineage: Eukaryota; Viridiplantae; Streptophyta; Magnoliopsida; Arecales; Arecaceae.
CCCGCUUUUUACUCCACCCGUUUCUCUUUAGGAGCUAAAUUUCUAUUUGCCCUCCGAACCAUCCCUCUAUAUAUCCAUCCUUCCCGUCCGGAUUCUAGAGAAGCUCCAACCUAACUCCAGUCAUGAAGGAUAUGAAGGUUUAUGCGGUCGCCUUUCUCAUUAGAUUCAUAUAUGCGGUCAUGCAGAUUCUCACCAAGGCUGCCUUCGAUGGAGGCAUGAGCACGUACGUUUAUGUGUUCUAUAGACAGCUGAUCGGCACUCUCUCUGUGGCACCACUGGCUUUGCUACUUGAAAGGGAAAGGGCUCCACAACUAUCCGUUAAGGUCUGCUUCAAGAUUUUCCUGCUUGCUUUAGUGGGGUUUGUUAUAUUCUUAAAUACAUUUUCCAUUGGUCUUGAUUAUACAACAACCACAUCAGCAGCUGCAAUGAUAAAUUCCGUUCCUGUGGUUACCUUUGUUUUUGCUGUUCUAUUUAGACUAGAAACCAUUAAGAUCAAAAGGCUUCAGGGACUUGCCAAAGUUGCUGGACUUGCACUCUGCCUAGGUGGCAUCCUGACAAUGGCCUUCUACAAGGGACCCCAGUUAAAAUCUUUCAACCAUCACCACUUCCUUGGCCUUGGAUCCAGUCACACUGAUGGAGCUCGCUCCCAUUCUACCAAGAGAUGGGCCUUGGGGACCCUCCUUAUGACCAUUUCCACUACGGCAAUGUCUCUAUGGAUGGUCCUGCAGGGAUAUGUGUUGAUGGAGUACCCUGCCAAGCUUCUAUUCACCACUCAUCAGUGUCUGUGUAGCACCAUUCAGUCAUUCUUCAUAGCUCUAGCUUUCGAGAGGGACUUUUCUCGGUGGAAGCUAGGCUUCAACAUGAAUCUCCUCUCCGUGGCUUAUGGCGGUAUCGUGGCCACUGCAGCCACAUAUUACUUGCAAUCAUGGACUAUUGAGAAGAAGGGCCCUGUUUUCUGCGCUAUGACCUCACCAAUAACUCUAAUUAUCCAAAUCAUAUGCUCCUCUUUUCUUCUUGGAGAAAUGAUUAAUUUGGGAAGCAUUCUAAGUGGAGUUUUCAUGGUUGGAGGCCUUUACUGUGUUCUCUGGGGAAAGAGCCGAGAAGAAAAAGACAGAAAAAUGCAAAUAAGGGAGAAUGAAGAAGCUUGCCUGGAGGAGAAAGAAGCACCAAUACCAGCAUAAAAAUUACAAGAGUAAAUAUUAGUAUAAUUUUAGGGAUCACUAACAACCUGCAUCACUCAUAAUAUUUUUCUUUAUUAAUAUGAUUUUGUAAUAACAUAUAUUAUUUUUAUUUGUUAGAUAUUGUUAGAGUGAUUUUAGGGAUCACAUAACAACUCGUAUCAGUCAGUAAUAUUUUUCAUUAUUAGUGUGAUCCUAUAUCAGUUUAUAUUAUUUUUCUUAUAUAGAGUUAGUACAUGAGUAUAUACAACUCCUGAGAUGUACCGAAUAUGAUAGAACAGAGAUAUAAAGCUGUUUUUUUU